ACGGUUGCUAGCAACUUUCUGUGAGUUCCGGUUCUACUCUUCUGCAGUUAGACAUAUCUCCUCAGGAGGGUCCAGUUAGUUCCAAUAAUUUACAGUGCUGUUCUGGUUUUAUAUCAUUUUCAAAGUAACUUUUGAAGUCGUUUAUCUCCAGGUCUUCACAGUGCAGCAGUUUUAGUUAGUCACUGUCGUCAUGCCUCGUGGAAGAUCAGCGAUUAGCGUCCACUCUGAUUCCAGCGACAUGGAUAUUGAUACACUGGGAGAGACAGAGAUGGGCAAGCUACAGAGGCAGUUUCGCAUCAUGGAGGCCGAUCGGCAGGCCUAUAGCAUCCAGUCACAGGAGCUUAUUCGCAAACAGCGUCUGGAGAUGGAGAAGCUGCGUGAGGAGCAUGAGGAGCUGCAGAAGAACCUGCGAGCAUCCGCGAGCCAGUUGCGUAGGCAGACCGACAGCCACGACGCCCAGCAGCUCCGAGCUCUCCUGAACCGCCUUGACGAACUCAACGAGCAGCUGGAGAGAGAGCGACUCAGUCAAGCGGAGCUCGAUCGAGAGAUCCAGAAUAUUCAGAAGAAACUGGAAGAGCUGAGAAAAGGAGAUGUUAGUACCUUUCACAGUCAGAAGUCUCAGGCUCGCCACAUCCAAAAGGCCACUCGCACCCUGGAAAAUAAACUGGACCGGGCUCUCGUUCGUUUCAAUGAGCAGCUGGCGAAGAACAGCCAGCUGAGAGAGGAGCUGGAGACGCUACGCGUGGAGCGUGUCCGCUUCCAGCAGCUUCACCACAAACUGGACAAGGAGCUUCGGGAAAUCCGGCAGGAGAUUGGUGACGUCAUCGGCAUGUCAACGGCAGCUUACGAUUCCAGAGUGGAGGCUCAGACGAAGAUGACGAUGAUGAAGGAGAAGGCGGUGAAGGACCUGGCGCAGUACACCGUGGAGAUGAAGGAGCUGGAGAGGCUGAUCGCACACGAGCAGCGCCUUAAAGACUUCAUGACAACCAAGUGCAAGGAGAGGACAGGACUGGACGACGCACUCAGCCACAGACACGAAAUGAAGGAGCAGCGGAGGACCGACUCGGAGGUGGCGGCGGAGACUCUGGAGGAAGUUUUCCAGCGGAUACAGAAGGUGACUGGCGAGGACGAUUUGGAAAUGCUAGUCACCAAAUUUAUCCAGGCGGAAGACAGGAACUUUGCUCUCUUUAAUUACGUUAACGAGCAAAACACGCAGGCUGAGGCUUUGAAAGAUCAAAUCAGACAGAUCAAAGAGGAGAUGGAGAGGUUCCAGGUGGAGGAUCUGCAGCAGGAGCAGGAGCAUCACACCACCCUCAAGCAGAUGGAGGAGCAGCAGAGAGACACUGAAACUCAGGCCCUGGAGUACGAGGCCCGGGUUAAAGAAAUCACCCAGAUCCUGGAUCAGAUUAAGACAGGAGUGAGCGCCGUGUUUAAUAAGAUCGAUUGCGACCAUGCAGCAGUGGACGAUUUGCCCGGUUCUUUGGCUGGAAUCAGAGACUCCGAUAUCAUGACGUACCUGAGGUUGGUGGAGCAGAAAACCAACAUGCUGCUCACUGUGCAGGCCUUCAUCAACUCCAAGGACCCGGAGAAGGAUUACGAUCCGAAAUUGGCGGCUCAGGAGCUGCUUGGGAAAAUUGCGGAGAUGCAGAAACAGGCUCCUGUCGUGCAGCCUCCUGUUCCUGGGGAUGACUACGAUAUAGAAGAUUUGCUACUUCCACAUGAGGAAGACCAACCUUUGCCCCAGGAAGAACUUCGUCAGCGUAUUAUGAACAGAAUUCUUCAAAAGGAAGAAGCGUUGCAUGCUGGGAAGAGCAAAGAGGCCAGGUCUGCUAAACUCAGCGCUCAGAGAUCUUGAUUACCGUGCAUGUGUGUCUUGGGACUUGGACGGUGUCUGGUGUAAAAAUACAGAAAUAAUGAAAUGCAUUUAAAACAAUAGUUGUCACAAUCAGUCUCCUCUGACUGCUGAUAUUCUUACAAAUAUCCAUCUAUGCCCAUGUACAUGAAACCCCGCCUCCAAAAACCCACAGUGUUCGGAGUUCAUCUAUGUUAGUUCAGUAGCUAGCUGGGUAACUUUCCAGCAUUUCACAAUGUCAAAUUAAGAGUCUUUUUUAUCAUUACUAAAAAACCAAACAAACAAACCAACCUUUAAAAAUGUAUCUAUAAAUGAAAAAAAAAGUACUGAUAAAAAGUGUCAUUUGUUAAUAAAUAAACAAUUGUAAUUAAUUGUUACCAAA
Molecule: messenger RNA, 2234 nt
Organism: Ictalurus furcatus (blue catfish)
Lineage: Eukaryota; Metazoa; Chordata; Actinopteri; Siluriformes; Ictaluridae
Gene: odad1
Product: outer dynein arm docking complex subunit 1
Exons: 15
Coding region: 191-1855 (554 amino acids)
Biological process (GO): cilium movement; outer dynein arm assembly
Cellular component (GO): axoneme
Source: RefSeq, a predicted model, not a curated record